AUGGCACGAAAAGCGAUAGCCAAAGACCAAGUCGUCAAACUCAUAGUUGGUGCCGGCCAAGCCUCACCCAGUCCUCCUGUCGGUCCCGCUCUAGGUAGCAAGGGGGUCAAGUCGAUUGACUUCUGUAAAGAAUUCAACGCUCGAACUGCCUACAUGACGCCCGGUAUACCAAUCCCUGCUCGAGUCACCGUCCGCCCUGACCGCUCAUUUCACUUCGAACUGCGCACACCUACGACAUCUUACCUACUACUUCAGGCAGCGAAUGUGAAAGAAAGGAAGGGCAAAGUGAGGGGGGCUAUGUUGCCAGGGAAGGAGAGUGUUGGGGAGGUUUCGCUGAAACAUAUUUACGAUAUUGCGAAGAUAAAGCAGAGUGAACUGAGGUUGAGUGGGUUACCGUUGGAUGGAUUGUGCAAGAGUGUUAUCGCGCAGGCGAAGACAAUCGGGGUUACAGUGAAACCAUGA
Molecule: messenger RNA, 462 nt
Organism: Letharia columbiana
Lineage: Eukaryota; Fungi; Ascomycota; Lecanoromycetes; Lecanorales; Parmeliaceae
Exons: 2
Coding region: 1-462 (153 amino acids)
Biological process (GO): translation
Cellular component (GO): mitochondrial large ribosomal subunit; ribosome
Molecular function (GO): structural constituent of ribosome; large ribosomal subunit rRNA binding
Source: RefSeq, a predicted model, not a curated record